Molecule: messenger RNA, 1684 nt
Organism: Coffea eugenioides
Lineage: Eukaryota; Viridiplantae; Streptophyta; Magnoliopsida; Gentianales; Rubiaceae
Product: F-box protein VBF-like
Exons: 4
Coding region: 630-1472 (280 amino acids)
Molecular function (GO): protein binding
Source: RefSeq, a predicted model, not a curated record
AAAAAAAAAAAGAAAAGAAAAAAUCUCAAUUCAUGCCUUCGACAGGUACUAGCCACCCUGCAAAUUUUCACAAACACCUUCAUCGAAUUAUCAAGAGAGGUACUUCUAGAAAUCGUUAGGUUUUAAUUCUUCUAUUUGAAGGCAUUUUAUAAUGUUUCAGUAGCCUUUAUAACCUUUUUUAUGGUAAAUCACCAAAUCAAUAUGUAAUUAUUUCAAAUGCAAGGGGAGCUGAGUGAAAUUUGCAUAAACACUAGUGGAGGUUUGUGAAAUUAUUCCUAUAAAGCGAUAAGAACAAAAAUCUUGCAGUCCCACUUGUUUUGAAUGCUGUAGAUGGCAGAAAAUCAAAUGAAUCUUUGUUCUCCAAUCCAAUGCUUGAACAUGGCAAUUGGCAAAAACAGAGGAUCAUGACCUUAUGGGCGUGUUUUUCCACUUCAAGCAGAUUUCACACAAACGGUGGGAAAUUACAAGCGAAGACCACCGAGUGGGGCUGAGAAAUCCAGCCAAUCCUGUUCCAGUCAAUAUUGUGUAGCCAAAUUGUUAACGUAGCCAAGGCAAGGCCAUGGGGCCUAUUUUGGAAGCUUCUUUUCACUGACACGGCACAUAUAUAAGAAGAGAAGACCAUCCGAGAAAUGUCGCAAUUGGAUUUUAACAUGUUGCCAGAAGACUGCGCUUCCACAAUUUGCUCCCUCACAUCUCCUGAAGAUGCAUGCAGGUUGUCCAUGGUUUCUUCCAGUUUCCGAUCAGCUGCAGAAUCAGAUUUGGUCUGGGAGAGAUUCUUGCCAUCUGAUUACCGAGAUAUCCUAGCAAGAACCCUCAAACCCCUCAAGUUCUCUUCCAAGAAAGAGCUCUUUUUUCUGUUUUCUGAAUCUAUCCUCUUAGAUGGAGGUAAACAGAGCUUUGCAUUAGAAAAAUCAAGCGGUCGAAAAUCAUUCACACUAUCUGCAAGAGAGCUUUCUAUUUUGCAUGGCAAUGAAUCAAACCAUUGGUGCUGGAAAUCCUUGACAGAAUCAAGGUUUGCCGAGGCGGCUGAGCUGAAAACAACAAAUAGGAUAGAAAUCGAAGGCAAGAUAAGAACACAGAUGUUGUCUCCUAACACAACUUAUGGUGCUCAUCUCAUCAUGAAAAUUUCCAGUCAAUCAUUUGGGCUUGACUGUAUUCCAUCAGAAAUUUCUGUCAACGUAGGUGAUAAUGUGGUAACAAAUACAGCAUACUUGCGCCCAAAGGAUGAAACGAAGCAGCAAAUGCAGAGCCUGUUUUACGCGAAUCGCGUGCAGAUGUUAAAGAUGAGGGUGAAUGAAGGUGAUGAAAGAUUGCCAGUUGAAAGAAAGGAUGGAUGGAUGGAAAUUAAUCUGGGGGAGUUCUUUAGUGGUGCGGUUGAUGAAGAGAUCACAAUGAGUUUGAUGGAAAUUAAGGGUCAUCAGUUGAAGGGAGGACUCAUCAUAGAAGGCAUUGAAGUUAGGCCGAAAAACUAGCACAUUUGUUCUGGUGCAACUUGGUUCUCUUUUCAAGUGUUAAAUUUUGGGCAUUGUUCUGUUUGUCUAGGUAAGGAUUUGAAAGACACAAAAAAGCAGAGGGAGCUUGUUUUAUAAUAUCUACAGGGCAUCCUUUUUCCGGCUUUCAUAUGGAGCUUGUACAUAGAAGUUAAAUCAAUCAGAUGAAAUUUAAGGAACCAUUUGAAAAUCUA